CGCAGCUGGACGGAGUCCAUCUGAAUCCCCACCUGAUUGAUCAUCGAUCGACUGUCUGAGGAGAACACACGAGCCCCCCCACACUCCCUUUCCCACACACGCACACGCCCGCCCGCCGCAGGAGGAGAAGACCUCCUGGACCCAACUGUGGUCGGGCGCUAAUGACGCGCGGGGGAAAGUGCGUGGGCGGAUGAGGAAGUUGAUGGCCACACACCCAUUCCAGUGACUUUUUUUCUAGCAGCAGUGGAGCAUCGUCGGGAUCUCCAUCUACUAGGAAACCAAAAGAAAAAAAACUGGAUUUUUCCUGGUGUGGUGAAAAUGUCAGUCAAGUUGGGAGUCAUCUUCUUGUUACUUCUGCUCGUCUCCGGUGCUCGUCCAAACCAGAUGCCGUACGGUGACGACGAUGAAGAGCUCCAUGAUGCCACUGUCAAUCAAAUGCUGGUGCCCAGGUCGCAUCAAGAGGAUGCCACACUGAUUCUCAACAAUCUACUCAAGGAUUAUGACAGGACUCUUCGGCCAGAUAUCGGGGUGAAGCCGACAGUCGUCGAUGUGGGCAUAUAUGUCAACAGCAUUGGGCCCGUGUCAUCCAUCGACAUGGAGUACCAGAUCGAUAUCAUCUUCGCACAGACUUGGGUGGACACACGUCUGCGCUAUAACAGCAGCAGCAUGCGGAUUCUCACCCUCAACAGCAACAUGGUGGGCUUGAUCUGGCUGCCUGACACCAUUUUUAGGAAUUCCAAGACAGCGGACUCUCACUGGAUAACGACUCCCAAUCAGCUGCUACGCAUCCGCAACAAUGGAAAAAUCCUAUACACGCUGAGGAUGACCAUCAACGCUGAAUGUCAGCUGCAGCUCCAUAAUUUCCCAAUGGACGAGCACUCAUGUCCACUCGUCUUCUCAAGUUAUGGCUACCCACGAGAUGAAAUUGUGUACAAGUGGAGGCGGAACUCUGUGGAGACGUCGGACCAGAAAUACUGGCGGCUCUACCAGUUUGAUUUCAUGGGGCUCCGAAACACAACCGAUCUAUUGACUACAACUGCAGGAGACUAUGUGUUGAUGACGGUAUACUUUGACCUCAGCAGAAGGAUGGGCUACUUCACCAUCCAGACUUACAUCCCCUGUAUCCUGACUGUGGUCCUGUCCUGGGUCUCCUUCUGGAUCAAGAGCGACGCCACGCCGGCGAGGACGGCCUUAGGCAUCACCACCGUGCUGACCAUGACUACACUGAGUACAGUGGCUCGGAACUCCCUGCCCAGAGUCUCCUAUGUGACAGCAAUGGACCUGUUUGUCACUGUCUGCUUCCUGUUCGUCUUCGCCGCCAUGAUCGAGUACGCCAUGCUCAACUACAGCUCCUAUAUUAUACGUAGACCCCCGGCCAAGAUGCGAAAAAUGGCAUAUGCAUCGUUCACCACCAGUCGCCCGCCCCAUCGGCCUAUGAUGCCCACGAGCAACGCUCUCUUCUGGCAGGACUACGACGACGACUGCCUGGAUCAGUGCCUGGAUGGGAAAGAUUGCAAGAGCUUCUUCUGCUGCUACGAGGAAUGUAAAGAAGGCGGUUGGAAGAAAGGCCGCGUCCACGUCAACAUCAGCGAACUAGAUUCCUACUCGCGGGUUUUCUUCCCGACGUCGUUCUUGCUUUUCAACAUCGUCUACUGGGUCAGCUACCUGUAUCUCUAGACGGCUGCUGAGGAGGACAACUGCUGCCUAUAGGGAGCGUAGGAGGAGGAGGAUCGGGUGGAGGGACAUAAACUAGACUGGACCGGCCCUGUUCAUGACUCUGAGCAGACCACUGACAUCUGAGUGGCACUGCGGUAUUUGGGUCCACAAGGCGACAGAGCGCCCAUAGUGCCUUCUUUAGAAAGGGUGCAAAAGGCCACUGCAGCGUCGUUAUUUUUAUUAGCUCAUCCAUCACGCCGCCGCAUGCUCAGCUGUUUAAUUCCUCGGUAAAACCAGGCUGGUUCUCACUACAGGAGAUGUUUAAACGUUCAUUCCGUGGCACAUUAGAAAUAGUCGCCGAAUUACGCAGUACGGUUACGGAAAUCCAACUCAUGAGCAGACUAAGCUGCACAAAUACAAAGGGAUCUUUUACCAAACUUGCUGUAUUUUGUAGUAGUUGUUAUACGAGUCCAUCCACCUGCCAAGUUCAUGAAAGUCAGUUCAUUUGUUUGCCCCCUGAUGAAAAGUCCCAGACUGUAGGUGCUGUAAAAUAGGUUCUACAUAUUGUGGUCCAACUGAGCUGUGCAGAGAGAGAGGGAGGUGUUGAAAAAUGGAUGAUGCUGGAUGGUCGUGGAGGGAGGCCCUCACACGGCCACUGCGAUGUAAAAUUGAUGCCACGAAUGGAGAUAUAUAGACACACGUGGAACGCAGUUUAACUGUUCUGUUGUGUUUUUGCAGUUUUUCGGCAUAGGAUUUGUGUGUCGAGUUAAUGUUUCCUUUUUCAUACAUAUGGAAUGUAUGUCAGAGGUUCCGUUUGUGAGUUUACAGUUUAUUUAUCGGGCCUUAGCACAAGUUUUUGUCCAGAGGUACUUAGUUUGUAAGAGGUGUGACUUUCGGUGUUUGUCUUUCGGCCCACAGACUCUCCCUUCACCUCUGAUAUUUCUACUACACUUUAUAAGUGUCCAAUUCCAUCGAGAUGCUAGACUAAAAAAACAAUCACUAUUUUCUACGCGCGUUUUAAACCAGUGUUUACAAAGCCACUUUGAAAUCCGAGCACUGACCCGUGGUCAGUGUUGGCGACCUCAUCGCCCCUGUUAAAAUACCGGAUGACAUGAUAUUUCGGCGGACGAACAGCGAGCGUGUCAGAAUAAGAGUAUUCUCCCACUUUUUAAAGACUCACUCGGUUUCACCAGAGAUGGUGGGAAGAGAAAAAGCCACGCUUAUCAUGGAUAUGUGCUCGCAGAGGAAGCCUUUUAUCUUUUCACAGGAUAAUAGUAUGUUUUCUAGUGUGUGGUACAAUGCUUGUAUGAAUAAAUCAUUUUGGUCUAGUGUACUGUGACGUU
Dunckerocampus dactyliophorus (ringed pipefish) is the source of this 2999-nucleotide messenger RNA. RefSeq names its product gamma-aminobutyric acid receptor subunit gamma-3-like. The transcript has 10 exons. The coding region runs from base 319 to 1677 and encodes 452 amino acids. The record is from RefSeq and is a predicted model, not a curated record. Gene Ontology annotation, molecular function: GABA-gated chloride ion channel activity; benzodiazepine receptor activity; inhibitory extracellular ligand-gated monoatomic ion channel activity. Gene Ontology annotation, cellular component: synapse; GABA-A receptor complex; neuron projection. Lineage: Eukaryota; Metazoa; Chordata; Actinopteri; Syngnathiformes; Syngnathidae. Gene Ontology annotation, biological process: gamma-aminobutyric acid signaling pathway; regulation of postsynaptic membrane potential; nervous system process.